AUGUCUCCAAGUGCAGUUACUUCAACUAACGGUAUUGGCAUCGCCAACUUACCGAACCAGCGUCAUAAAAUUGUUGCCAAACGCGGUACCAACUUUACUUUAAUGGUUGUUGGUGAAUCCGGUCUUGGCAAAACAACUUUCAUCAAUACUCUCUUUACUACUACCAUCAAGGAAAAAAAGAACCAAGCAAAACGUCAUGCUAAACAAACAGAUAAAACGGUUGAAAUUGAAAUAACAAAAGCUGAACUCGAAGAAAAAAUGUUCAAUGUUAAGCUCACAGUCAUUGAUACCCCCGGAUUUGGCGACUACGUAAAUAAUAGGGAUAGCUGGUUACCUAUUGUUGAAUUUAUUGAUGAUCAACACGAAUCAUAUAUGCGACAAGAACAACAACCACUUCGUAAAGAAAAGUUGGAUAUGCGUGUUCAUUCCUGUCUUUAUUUCAUUCGCCCAACUGGUCAUACCUUGAAGCCUUUGGAUAUCGAAAUCAUGAAACGUUUAGGUUCUCGUGUAAAUUUAAUUCCUGUCAUUGCCAAGGCUGAUACCUUGACACCAAAAGAUUUGGAAACAUUCAAGAGAAGAGUCAGAGAAGUUAUUGCUGCUCAAAAUAUUCAAGUUUACCAAUGUCCAGUCGAGAGUGACGAUGAAACCAGUACCAAACGCAACAUGAAUAUUAUGGCUGCUAUGCCUUUUGCGAUCAUUGGUAGUGAUCAGGAUGUCAUUGCCCCUGAUGGUCGUAAGGUAAAAGGGCGUCAAUACAGUUGGGGUAUUGCCGAAGUUGAGAACGAAGACCAUUGCGAUUUCAAAAAACUUCGUUCUCUUCUUAUUAGGACGCAUAUGUUAGAUUUGGUUUCCACAACCGAGGAAAAUCACUAUGAGAAUUAUCGCCAAUCACAAAUGGAAACAAGGAAGUUUGGUGAACCCAAACCUAAAAAACUUGAUAAUCCUAAAUUCAAAGAAGAGGAAGAAGCUCUUCGCAAAAGGUUUACCGAACAAGUCAAAAACGAAGAAAACCGUUUCCGACAAUGGGAACAACACCUUAUCGCUGAGCGUGAUCGUCUUAACAAGGAUCUAGAAGCUGAACACUCUCACAUUAAAUCCUUGGAACAGGAAUUGGAACAAAUUCAAGUUACACUUUCAAGCAAAGGUGGCAGAAAGUAA
Molecule: messenger RNA, 1158 nt
Organism: Funneliformis caledonium
Lineage: Eukaryota; Fungi; Glomeromycota; Glomeromycetes; Glomerales; Glomeraceae
Source: the annotation of a GenBank genome assembly